Acanthisitta chloris (rifleman) is the source of this 1141-nucleotide messenger RNA. It is a transcript of the gene TSPAN5, whose product is annotated as tetraspanin 5. Gene Ontology annotation, cellular component: membrane. Gene Ontology annotation, biological process: protein localization to plasma membrane; protein maturation; regulation of vascular endothelial growth factor signaling pathway. The record is from RefSeq and is a predicted model, not a curated record. The annotation marks the transcript as partial. NCBI's taxonomy places the organism in Eukaryota, Metazoa, Chordata, Aves, Passeriformes, Acanthisittidae. The transcript is spliced from 7 exons.
UUCCUUGGCAUAGCAUUUCUUGGGAUUGGAUUGUGGGCAUGGAAUGAAAAGGGAGUGCUGUCCAAUAUCUCCUCCAUCACCGACCUGGGAGGCUUUGAUCCAGUUUGGCUCUUCCUGGUGGUAGGAGGAGUUAUGUUCAUUUUGGGAUUUGCAGGAUGCAUUGGAGCUUUGCGAGAAAACACUUUUCUUCUGAAAUUUUUUUCUGUAUUUCUUGGAAUUAUUUUCUUCUUGGAGCUUACUGCUGGUGUUCUAGCAUUUGUUUUCAAAGACUGGAUAAAGGACCAGCUGUAUUUCUUUAUAAACAACAACAUCAGGGCAUACCGAGAUGACAUUGAUUUGCAAAACCUCAUAGACUUCACACAGGAAUAUUGGCAGUGCUGUGGGGCUUUUGGAGCUGAUGACUGGAACCUUAAUAUUUACUUCAAUUGCACAGAUUCCAAUGCAAGCCGAGAGCGCUGUGGUGUGCCAUUCUCUUGCUGUACUAAAGACCCUGCUGAAGAUGUUAUUAAUACUCAGUGUGGCUAUGAUGCAAGGCAAAAACCAGAAGUUGAUCAGCAGAUUGUUAUCUACACUAAAGGCUGUGUCCCUCAGUUUGAGAAAUGGUUGCAGGACAACCUUACCAUAGUUGCUGGUAUAUUCAUUGGGAUAGCAUUACUGCAGAUAUUUGGGAUAUGCUUAGCCCAGAAUUUGGUUAGUGACAUUGAGGCUGUCAGAGCCAGCUGGUAAAACUGCUGAAGUAACCCCAAGAAGACACUGGACAACUGAAACCCUCUGAAACCUCCAGUGUGUCACUCGGACACCAAGCUGUAUGGACAUGGGUGACAGGGAAGCCUUCUCUCCCAAGUAGUCUCAAGUCUAAGUUCCUGGUAUUGCAGUGAACUUGUGUUUCUUUGGGGUGGGGGAGAGGAGAGUGGGCUCUUGAAAAUCUGCUGCUCACUGACAUUUUAUUUUUCUUUUAAAACCACCAGUUUGAAAGCUGUUGAGCUGUGAAUCUCUACUGUAUUCUUGAUUUUGAGUAACAAGUGGACGCUUUUUAAAAUUGGUGUAGUCAGUGAGACAGAGUUGCAUCGUUGUAGUCUGUGGAUAUGCUGUUUAUUCUUCAUGUCAUGAGGUCUUUGAUAGCUGCCAAAUAUUCCUGAGA